This is a messenger RNA of Acaulospora colombiana, 1054 nucleotides long. The record is from the annotation of a GenBank genome assembly. Lineage: Eukaryota; Fungi; Glomeromycota; Glomeromycetes; Diversisporales; Acaulosporaceae.
AUGUCUCUUUUCGCUCAAGCCAGAGUUGUUGAGAGCCCACCUGUGAUCAUUGUGUCUGGAAUCGUAUCUGUUGAGGGCAAGAUUAGAGAUGAAUACCCGCUCGUGCAGUCGAGAUGCCACUACAACAUCGUCGAUGUUUACUCUAUUGCUGAGCUCGUUCAGGACUAUCACUCUAGUGCUCCCGUCAGUCGCGACGUAGAAUACGUCUUUCCCCUCCCGCCUGGAGGCGCAGUGUGCUCUUUCAAAGCUGUCAUAGAUGAGAAGAAAGUCAUCAAGGGAGUAGUAAAGGAGAAGGCUACUGCUAAAGCUCAAUAUCAGGAAGCAGUUGCACAAGGCAAAACAGCUGGUCUACUCGAACAAGAACACGCAGAUGCACCGACCACUGUCCCCUGGUUCGUGGCCAACACCCAUAACCGCUUCGAUCUGACUGUUGCGAUUCAGAUGAACAAACCUGUCACAUCAGUCAGCUCUCCAAGUCACCCGAUCGGUUUGACGUUAGGCUGCAACGAGAGAGAGCUCAAAGGGGAGUACGAACCUUGCAAGGCGUUUGUCUCUCUUGGAGCUAGCACCUUUCUCGAUAGUGAUAUUGUCAUAGUUAUCUCGGCUCAGGGAUUGGAAACUCCAAGGUGUUCGGUUGAACGCUGGUUCGCCAGUGAAGGGGCAGAGGAGACCACCGACGCCUAUGCUUUUACGUUCGUCCCCAAGUUUGAUCUUCCAGCUUUACCAAGUCAAGUCGAUCGUAGCGGAAGUAUGUGGGGCGGAAGAAUGGACUCUGUCAAAGCAAGCUUGCAGAUCAUGCUCCGCUCUUUACCCUCUGAAAAUACCACCUUCAAUAUCGUUUCGUUUGGAGACAAGUACACGACCAUGUGGCCCAAUUCACAACCCUAUUCCGCCGAAUCGGUCGAAGAAGCCAGCAAGCAAGUCGAUACAUUCAAGGCUGAUUAUGGGGGUACCGAACUUCGCUCUGCCAUCGAUUUUUCCUUCAGAAAUCGUGUCUCGGCUAGCUCAUCUUUCAAGGACAAGACACCGACUGCAGUGUUUGUCCUUACUGAUG